AUGCGUUCUUUUUACUAUUACUUCCUUCUCAGCCUCUCCCUCCUGGGAGUCUACGCCGGUAUCUUGGAGGAGCACGGGUACACGGUUGAGGAGUACCAGAAUGGAUUGUACUUUGUAACCACUCCUCACUACUCGGGAGGCAACGCUCCCGUGGAUAAGGUCAGAAUCAACGUGGAAAAGAAGACCAUGACAGUCUACUUGGCCUACAAUGGCAAGGAAGAUGACCACGAAGACAAAUUGUACAUGUCCCAAGUCCUCGCAGCUCUCUGCGACAAAAAGGGCAUCGAUCCCGACGAUUUGUGGUGGGUCGUUAUUGACGACGUCGAAAACCUUGCCACGAAGGCAGCAAUGACCGAAUACCGCAACAAACACGGCCUCCAUUUCAAAGACGAGAUCAGAGUCAAGCCUGACCAAGAAGCAGAUUGGGCCAUCUUCAACCAAACUCCUUUUUACCGAGCCGUGUACCGCAUGCUUCCUCGGAAGGGCAUCGACCAGAUCAUCAUCAAGAGGGAGGACGGCCAGACGAACAUGUACCUUUCAGUUGAAUAA
Messenger RNA from Colletotrichum phormii, 549 nucleotides. RefSeq lists its product as uncharacterized. The transcript has a single exon. The record is from RefSeq and is a predicted model, not a curated record. NCBI's taxonomy places the organism in Eukaryota, Fungi, Ascomycota, Sordariomycetes, Glomerellales, Glomerellaceae. The coding region runs from base 1 to 549 and encodes 182 amino acids.